AUGGAGAAAAUCAUCUACGACUUCUACUCUGAUCUCUUCGACAGCCAUGCCCACUUGCCUCCUCACCACCUGAGGGAACAUGGACAUGGCAUUCCAGAGGUUCUCCCGUCCGAAGUACGACAUGUGAUUGUGCCGGUAAGGAAUAGCACGGCACCCGGUCCCGACAUGAUAAGAUUUGAACGUAUGAAGAAUCUUCCAUCAUUUUUUAUAAGCACGAGACUUUUCACACGUUACCUGUCAGAAUGCAAGGUCCCUAAGCAGCGGAAGAUCAAAGAGACCGUGCAGUUGUAUAAGAAGGAAAAUCCACAUGACAUCGGCAACUAUCGCCCAAUCUGCUUACUAUCCAUCAUCUACAAACUUUUCACAAGUGAUCCUUAA
Messenger RNA from Necator americanus (New World hookworm), 378 nucleotides. RefSeq lists its product as uncharacterized. The record is from RefSeq and is a predicted model, not a curated record. Lineage: Eukaryota; Metazoa; Nematoda; Chromadorea; Rhabditida; Ancylostomatidae. The transcript has a single exon. The coding region runs from base 1 to 378 and encodes 125 amino acids.